AUGCAUGCCAGCAAGAGCACCGUGGAGGACCCUGGCAGUCCCUGCGAUUCCAGUGGGAUCAAGCGCGAUUACCGAAUGGAAGAUACCGCGGAACUGGAACGUCAUGGGAGAACAGCGACAGGAAUCACUCCACAUGUAUACUUUCUCAAGCAGAUGAAUGUUUUGCCUGGCGAGGAAACGGAAUCGAGGGACUCGGGAAAGUCAAUCCGGCGUACAGACAAGGACGACGGGAGCCGAGAGCAGGGGCCCUCCAUCGGCUGCAUCGCAGGCAGCGACACUGCGCGGAAAGCCUGGACUGGGGAGGCUGCUGAAAGCGAGGCAGUCUACGGCGAAGCAGGCGACUUGAAGUUGAAGCAUCUGCUGCAUCGCGUUAUCACAACAUGA
Guillardia theta CCMP2712 is the source of this 384-nucleotide messenger RNA. RefSeq lists its product as hypothetical. The transcript has 4 exons. Bases 1 to 384 code for a protein of 127 amino acids. Lineage: Eukaryota; Cryptophyceae; Pyrenomonadales; Geminigeraceae. The record is from RefSeq and is a predicted model, not a curated record.